Molecule: messenger RNA, 673 nt
Organism: Brassica oleracea var. oleracea
Lineage: Eukaryota; Viridiplantae; Streptophyta; Magnoliopsida; Brassicales; Brassicaceae
Exons: 2
Coding region: 143-430 (95 amino acids)
Source: RefSeq, a predicted model, not a curated record
GAAGAAGUCACUUUAUUCAUAUCUUGUUUAUAUAUAUACACAUGCAGACCAACUACUCUGUCCUUCAUUCAUCAAUAUUCCUAUCUGCCUUUAUCUCUGUUCUAUCUAAAUAGCACUGAAACAUCUUUGAAUUCCUUCCAGAAUGAAUAUCGUAAUCGAACACAACCCUUCAAGCAUAAAGUUAUCUGAACUUGGAGUCAUGUCAUGGCCUAAGUGGUCUUGUCAGCCGGGGAAGUAUGCAUUGGUGUUUGAAGAAAGAGAGACGUGCUAUUUGGUGAAGGGAAAAGUGAAGGUGUAUCCAAAAGGGUCAUCAUCAGAGUUUGUAGAGUUUGGUGCAGGAGACCUUGUCACCAUCCCCAAGGGACUUAGCUGCACUUGGGAAGUAUCUCUUUUCAUCGACAAACACUACCAGUUCGAUCCUCCUACUUAAUUUUUCCUACUUACAAUAAAGUAUAGAGACAAACCAAAAAGACAAUGCUUAGGAUAUGUACAAAGCUCCUCCUGAUUAUGUUUCUUUGUUUGCCAGAACUAUAAUCUCAGAGUAUAAGCCCUCUAGCUAGUUCAAAGAGACUGAGAUAAAGGGGUUUCAGCUCAUGAGAGUAACUGUAUUCCUAAGCUUGAAGUAAUCAAAAAGUUAAUCUCAUGGGUUAACAGUUUGUUAUAUCUUGUUCCA